Molecule: messenger RNA, 1167 nt
Organism: Clonostachys rhizophaga
Lineage: Eukaryota; Fungi; Ascomycota; Sordariomycetes; Hypocreales; Bionectriaceae
Source: the annotation of a GenBank genome assembly
AUGACUGGCCUUUUCCAUUCAUUGUGGAUACUAAUAUCUGUUAGAAGUGAGUCUAACACGCAUAGAAUCUGGUACAGAUCUACAGGAUUGACUGGUAUUCCAGCCUAUGCUCUUGCUAUUGACUGCAAUGGAAGUUUUGCCAUCACCAAAGCAAGCGAUGCCAAGGACUUACGAGAAAAUUGCAAGAUAAUUGGCGGUGACUUGAAAUUUGGAGGUGAUAUUAGCGAGAACAUCAAUCUAGAUGGCGUUGAGGAAGUUCGGGGUGACUGGAGGCAUAAUCCCCUCAGCGACUACCGUGGCAAAGUCGGUACACUGUUUAAUAUAAGCAGCUCUACUUUGAAGCUGGUUGAUGGAAUUUUCGACCUAACAGGACCCAACGGACUUGAGAGACUAAUUCUGCCGAAUCUUGGAAAUAUUUCUGAGUCAGUUUCCUUUGACUCCAUGGCAAAUCUCACCCAUGUUGACUUCACAAAUUUGAAGUACUUUCGUUCCCUAAAUCUUGAGACCCCAAAGCUACAAGAGUUCAAAAUCGAUGAGCUGAAAGGGUUUACCAGAAACUAUACUGGUAGAAUAUUCAUAUCGGACGGGGGCAGUGUUGAAAGUCUCGAUGGUCUUUUCAAAGGUCCUAUUGCACCCGCAAAUGAAACGCAAUUGCCGACCAUCACAAUUCAAAAAAUACCCAACAUUAAACAACUCACUUUGGGCUGGAGGAGUAUUCUCAGUGCGCAUAUCAGUGGCCAAUUGUGGUAUCAACAUUGGAGCCCUCCUCCCAUCAUCACACUUAUUCUUGGAGGCCCUAAUUCAGAAACGGUCCAUAUCCACGAGCUGGAGACUAGAGAGGGAAUUAUUGGCCUUGAGCGAGGAUCCAAGACAAGCAAUCUCUCGAUUGGGAGUUUCAGGUCGAUGAAUGAUAUGAUUACGGACCUGCGACUUCCAUUUCACCAGGUCUCUGACGUUGCUAUUCGAGGAGAUCGCAUGACCUCCCUGGAACUCCCGAAAGAAGCAGAGCAGUGGAACAAUGUGAGCAUCUCAAUUUGGCUGGUGCGUAAGCUCCGUUUUGAGUCUUUGGUCAAUGCAGAAGGAAGACAGACGUGGUACUGGCCCAAUCAAACCAUGUCCAGCUUCUACAUUUUUGGGGAUGUGACAACCAACUUUUUGUCAGUGUAG